Melopsittacus undulatus (budgerigar) is the source of this 742-nucleotide messenger RNA. RefSeq names its product ubiquitin carboxyl-terminal hydrolase 4-like. NCBI's taxonomy places the organism in Eukaryota, Metazoa, Chordata, Aves, Psittaciformes, Psittaculidae. Gene Ontology annotation, molecular function: cysteine-type deubiquitinase activity. The record is from RefSeq and is a predicted model, not a curated record. The coding region runs from base 23 to 742 and encodes 239 amino acids. The transcript is spliced from 6 exons.
GCUCCCAACCUCGCGCACCGAAAUGGCGACGGCUGAAGCUGGCAGUGGCAGCGGCGGUAGCAGUGGGGCGCGGCCGGACGUGGAGGUGCAGCGGGAAGAGUUGAGGUCACUGAUGACCACAAAUCUCAGGGCUGGGGAGUCCUGGUACCUGGUGGACAUGAGCUGGUUUAGGAAGUGGAAGAAAUACGUAGGCUUCAACAGCUGGGAAAGGGAUGGUGCUGGUGAUCCCAGCCGCUUCCCUGGGCCUGUUGACAACUCGGGGCUCUUUAGCGAUCCAGAAACUCAAACUUUAAAAGAACGCCUCGUUAGUGCCCUACAUUUUGUGUUGGUUCCACCUGAAGGCUGGAAUAAGCUGGUGAUGUGGUAUGGCUGCAUGGAAGGACAGCAGCCUAUUGUGAGAAAAGUAGUGGAAUAUGGUCGGUUUUCAAAACACUUAGAGGUUGAAGUUUAUCUUCUUGAGCUGAAGUUGUGUGUGUGUGGUGAUUUUGACAAUUUAAUCAGCCGGCACUUCAGCCAGGCAGAUACUAUUGGUACCAUCGAGAAAGAAAUUAGAAAAGUAUUCAAUAUCCCGGAUGCAAAGGCAGCUAGGUUAUGGUGCAGGUAUGGGCCUCACACUUAUGGGCGGCUUAAGAAACUGGAUAAAACGGUCCAAGAUGUAGGGCUCCGUCAGGGUCAGAUAGUCGUGAUAGAAGUGAAAAGUGAAGAUGGUACGUGGCCUGGAUACCGCACCCAGGGAAUAUAA